This is a messenger RNA of Cooperia oncophora, 399 nucleotides long. Lineage: Eukaryota; Metazoa; Nematoda; Chromadorea; Rhabditida; Trichostrongylidae. The record is from the annotation of a GenBank genome assembly.
AUGACAAUGGAAACGAUAUUGAGAAGCUUGGAUGACGAAUCAGAAAGCGAAGGAGAGAGCCGAAUACAUUUCGUUCUUCGCAGUUUAGCUGGUCAAGAGCGCAGAGACUCUUUGAUUAUUGUUGCUCAUGCCAUCACUCUGGCGGCAGCUGCUACAUUAGCGGACGCAAAUACUGGGGACGAUACGCUGGACUGUGCUCCCUCAGAAAAAAUCGAUGUGCUGGAAGGCGAAAUUGAUCGUAUCAGGCUGGGAGUGAGGUUUCCGCCAGGUAGCGUGGUGACACUUAAUUUGAUCGACACUGGCCCACCGAUGGCUUACGAGUUACUGCCAGAUGUCGUGCCACCGCUUUCCUACGGCGAAUUGUACUCGAACGGACCAGUUUUUGAAUCAGUAAUAUGA